AAUAGAGGCUUCUCUCGAAAGAGCCAUACACUCCUGCCCAAGAUCUUCUUCCGCAAGAUGUCAUCCCUAGGGGCCAAGGACAAGCCUGAGCUGCAGUUUCCCUUCCUGCAGGAUGAGGAGACGGUGGGCACACUGCAAGAGUGCAAGACGCUCUUCAUCCUGCGUGGCUUGCCAGGAAGUGGCAAGUCCACUCUGGCACGGGUCAUCAUGGACAGGUACCGUGACAGCACCAAGACAGUGUCUGCCGACACUUACAAGAUCACCCCCGCUCGAGGCGGCUUCUCUGAGGAGUACAAGCAGCUGGACAAGGACCUGGCUGACUGCUGCCGCCGGGACAUCCGAGUCCUUGUGCUGGAUGACACCAACCAUGAGCGGGAGCGGCUGGAGCAGCUCUUUGAACUAGCCGACCAGUACCAGUACCAGGUGCUACUGGUGGAGCCCAAGACGGCGUGGCGGCUGGACUGUGCCCAGCUCAAAGAGAAGAACCAGUGGGGGCUGUCGGUUGAUGAGCUGAAGAAGCUGAAGCCUGGGCUGGAGAAGGAUUUCCUGCCACUCUACUUCGGUUGGUUCCUGACCAAGAAAAGUUCUGAGAGCCUCCGAAAAGCUGGCCAGGCCUUCCUGGAUGAGCUGGGGAAUCACAAGGCCUUCAAGAAGGAGCUGCGACACUUUGUCUCUGGGGAUGAGCACAGGGAGAAGGUUGACCUGGUCACCUACUUUGGGAAGAGACCCCCAGGCGUGCUGCACUGCACAACCAAGUUCUGUGACUAUGGGAAGGCUGCCGGGGCAGAUGAGUAUGCCCAGCAGGAUGUGGUGAAGAAAUCUUACUCCAAGGCCUUCACACUGACCAUCUCUGCCCUCUUUGUGACGCCCAAGACAACGGGAGCCCAGGUGGAGCUGAGCGAGCAGGAGCUGCUGCUGUGGCCAAAUGAUGUGGACAAGCUGUCUCCCUCUGACAGCCUGCCCCGGGGGAGCCGCGCUCACAUCACCCUAGGCUGCGCAGAUGACGUGGAGGCUGUGCAGACUGGCAUUGACCUCCUGGAGAUUGUGCGGCAGGAGAAGGGGGGCAGCCGAGGAGAGGAGGUGGGUGAGCUAACCCGGGGCAAGCUCUUUUCCUUGGGCAAUGGGCGCUGGAUGCUGAAUCUGACCAAGAACCUGAAGGUUAAGGCCAUCUUCACGGGCUACUAUGGGAAGGGCAAACCUGUGCCCACACAUGGCAGUCGCAAGGGGGGUGUUUUUCAGUCCUGCACCAUCAACUGAGUGUUCUUACCACCCCUUGUGUGCUCCUCUUUAGAAGGGAAGGGGGUAUAGAAGGAAGCAUGUCCUCUGCUUGAUCUUUAAGAUUUUUUUAUUCAGUUAACCUUGUAACUUUUAAAAAACUUGUAAAGUAACUGCCCCUCUUUUUCUGUCUACCCUCUUCCUAACACUCAAGCUCUCAACAUAAAGGGGUGGGGGCAGGUACCAUUCAGGAAUCUGGACCAGAGCUGAUAAGGCUGGGCAGAGCUGGGCCUGGAGCCACAGCCACAACCGUGAGCCCUGUUUUCAGUUACUGAUGCCCCCAGCCCAGGUCCACAGCCCUGCCCAGAGCUCACUAGUGGGAGAGAGAUGUCAGGGCUCCAUGUCCCUAUAGCCCUGAAGCACUGGUAGGUGUGAGAGGGGAGGAUCCCUGGGCUUUGAUCCUAUUUCUUAAUCAGUGUAGCCUCAGGAAGACUGAGGCUAUUUACCAGGGUAGAAAAGGGUUUACCUCGCACCUUGGGGUCCUAAGUGCCUGUCCCUUCCUUCUUCACACUUUAACUAGGUAACAGUUUGAUAACUAGGGAAGAAAGCAGAACAGUAAGCAGCAGCCACACCCCAGGGCCUCACCCCAGAAGGGGAUGGGGUGGCCAUCCUUUCUGGUGGUGUGGCUCUGCUGUAUGGAUAGGAGACCUAAGCCAGAGACAGUGCUUGGUGGGGAAGCUCCAGUCUUGCAGUCUGCCCAGCCCACCUUGCCCUCCUUGGUGCCUCUGGAGGCCUCUUGUGCCUCCUCUAAAGGGGGCUGGUGGGUACUAAGAGCCAAUGGAGUGGACUCCUGGCUGUUAAGGGCUAAGCCCCACCUGGUGCCUUUGAGAGGGGUUUUUAACACUGCUACAUGGGCUGUGGUUUCUGGGGUGCCCUCCACUACCCUCUGCUCAGUAACAGGGCCUUGCUAAUUAGGUUGUCACCUGACAAAAGUGCUUGGGAUUUGAGUUACCAUCCUGGCUUUGCCCAACCUCAGCAACUUGUAAUACUGAUAAUGAAAUAAAUCAUGUUAAUCCUA
Molecule: messenger RNA, 2293 nt
Organism: Miniopterus natalensis
Lineage: Eukaryota; Metazoa; Chordata; Mammalia; Chiroptera; Miniopteridae
Source: RefSeq, a predicted model, not a curated record